Ambispora leptoticha is the source of this 684-nucleotide messenger RNA. Lineage: Eukaryota; Fungi; Glomeromycota; Glomeromycetes; Archaeosporales; Ambisporaceae. The record is from the annotation of a GenBank genome assembly.
CCAAAAGUUAGAAGACAGCGUACGACGCAACAUUAUAUCGCUUCGCAAAAAUCAUCUCUUGUUACGUCAAAAGCGUCAAUUGAACGUGUAGUCCCCGGGUCGGCUAUUGCUGUUAAUGCGAAAACUUUAUUAUCAUCAUAUUCAAAGGAAUUCGCCGAAGUUAAUAGUUUAGCUAAAUCCAACAAAAGUGAUAAUACUUCCGUUGAUCGACCAGACUCUGAUCUUCCUCAUAACCAAAUCCCAAAAAAAAAGAAACUAAGAGAUCGGCAUGUAAAGUGGCUACAAAAAUUAGACGCAUCCUACUCUGGCUAUUCAAAGCACAACAACAAAAAAAAGAGGAAUUCAAAGAACCAAACCAAACAAAAAGUCAAUAUUGAAGAUCCCACUUUUGACCUAUCAUCAUUGAAGCAAACACUCGAAACUUUACCUGAUAUUAAAUCAGAUGCGGAUAAGUUUGUGCCUGGUCGUAAUCGGGCGCCUUUGCCUAAAGGAUUGAAUGGGAAGAAAGUUGUGGGUAAGAAGGCGAGGAAAAAUGUUGCUCUUGCUGAAAUGCAAUUAUUUCAGAAAAUUACUCAAAACCCAGUGUUUAUAGCAGAUCCAUUAUCAACAAUACAAGCACAUAUACAGACUUUAAGGCUGUCGGAUGACUCGCUUGACACUGAUAACAAAAGUCAACGAAAAUGA